CGGUGAAGAUACUCCGAAAAAGAAAACUAAGAAAAAAACAACCAAGGAUAGUUCUCCACCUGCAAGUUCCACCCGAGAGAAGAAAACUAAAACUAAAGAUGACAAAGAUUCUGAUGGAAAAGAAAAAAAAUCCAAGUCAAAGGAAAAAGACAAGAAGAAGGAACCAGCUUCAAUGUUCCAGAUAAAUGAAGACAAAAACUCAAAAAGCAAAAAGAAAGCGGCCAAAUCGGAAAGUGAUGACAGUGAAGAAGAAACAAAGUCAACCAGAUCAAAGAAAAAAUCCAACUCCGGCUCUGCAUCGAUGUUUCAAACAUCAGCAGAUAAGGACAAAGACAAGAAGACAAAGAAAAAAGCAAAGGCAGACGAAAGCAAUGAUUCUGAAUCAGAAAAAGAAGAAAAAACAAAGAAGAAGAAGGGCAAAGGGAAGAAGAAAAAAGAGCGCUCUCCCUCACCUGAAAUUGAAUUUGACAACUUGGAGAAGUUUGUAAUGGAGCCAGCUCCGCAGGGUGUGACUGUGAAAUGCAGAGUGACUCGGGAUCAGAGAGGGAUGGAUAAGAGCCUCUACCCUUUGUAUUACCUUCAUCUAGACAAUGAAAAAAAGACGUUUCUACUGGCUGGACGGAAGAGAAAGAAAAGUACAACUUCAAAUUACCUCAUCUCCAUCGAUGCCACAGAUUUAUCAAGAGGAGGCGAGAAUUUUGUGGGAAAGCUGAGGUCAAAUUUAAUGGGGACUAAGUUCACUGUGUUUGACAACGCUGUGAAUCCAGAAAAAGCUCUUCCAGACAUGUCUAAUGCUCGGCAAGAGUUAGCAGGCAUCAUCUACGAAACCAAUGUCUUGGGAAUAAAAGGACCCAGAAGGAUGACUGUCAUCAUUCCAGGAAUGAGCAAAGACAACGAGCGAGUACCCCUCCGACCAAGAAAUGAAUGUGAUGGCUUGCUGAUAAGAUUCCAAAACAGAAGGAUGGAAAAUCUGAUCGAGCUUCACAACAAGACGCCUGUGUGGAACGAAGAGACGGCAUCUCAUGUGCUAAACUUCAAUGGCAGGGUCACCCAAGCCUCCAUCAAGAACUUCCAGAUCGUCCACAACAAAGAUCUGGACUACAUUGUGAUGCAGUUUGGACGAAUCGCUGAUGACAUUUUCACACUGGAUUACAACUACCCGCUUUGCGCUGUGCAGGCCUUUGCCAUCGCACUUUCCAGCUUUGAUGGCAAAAUCGCUUGUGAAUAACACACAAGUCUUCAGUUGUGGACUCACACUUAAACCAGCAUGCAACAAACCCACAUUCACAUCAGAUCAACCCAGCGUCUUUGGACUCGCCUACACUUCCUGUGAUAGGUGUCGAUAACAGCAAUGGUUCCUCGAAUGUGACAAUACCUGCUGUUGUGCUGCUGUUAUCCGUGUGAGUGCCCCCAGGUGUAAGACACAAAAUUGUUGUCAUGUUAUCGUCUGAUCUUGCAUGACAUGGUGCAGAAGAAUCCUCUGUUUUUCAUUCUCAGUAUUUCACUGCAAUCAUCUGAACUUCUGGGAACUACAGAAAGACACACCAUUGGGAGUCCAGUGACUGGAGAGUUAUGUUUCAGGGAGAUAAUUGUACACCUCAUUUAUGAAGGUGUUUGAAGACUACUAACAUCAUUAAAGGAUGUUAAACCGUGAAUUUAUUUUUUUGCUUUGUUGUGCUUUGACGUAUUGUGUUGCUGUAUAGCGCCAAUUUUUUGUGUCAAAUGUGACCGCAGAAACACCAAAUUACAAUAAAAAUAUUUCUCUUUAGGGCAAAAUGAAAAUUAUACUUUGUGACAGUAAUCAUCUGCACAAAAGACACACUUUUAUUUUAAGUUUAUUCAAUUUUAUUUAGUGACUGUGAAACCGUUUUGUGUAUCUGUAUACAUUAAUAUACACAUAGGUGUGAAAAUCUUUUUUCUAGGCAUGUACGUUACGUUUCUACAAAUAUAUAUGUUUCUAGAUAACUGGCUCUAAUGUGAACUCCUGUAGGUUUUUGUAUGUUGUCUUUUUUAAUUUCUUUAUAUUCAUAAACAUUGCCUUCGCUGCAGGCUUAUGGGAAUAAUUCAAAUGAAUUAAAUUUCCUUGUUAACUAAAUCGCUUUGAAGUCAGCUUGUAUAAAUGUAUGUUUUUGUCAUGUUUUUGUGGUUGUCAUUUUUUUAUCUUUUCUUGUCGCCCUGAUUCACAGUAACAUAGUAAAUUUAGAGUGCUACUGACUGUUUGCAGAUGGUCAGUACCACUCAGUACCCCCACAGAAUUACAAGACAUGCAGGUUACCCCAAUCCUUCUUCCAACCCUACAAAUGGUGUUUUAAUGGGUGUUUAAAAAAAAAAUAAAAAUCUGUUAGAACAGAUAUUUAUAAAAUAUGUUUUAUAGUUCUAUUUUCUCAUGCGAGAGAGCGCUUGGCAGAUAUUUAGUCACAUUCCAGUUUCCAGUUUUACAAACACCCACGAUUUUCUUCAGUUGCCUGCAUGUUGAGAGGAGCUUCACUCAGCAUGGAAAAACCUGUUUGAACCGAGGGCCUCCAGAGUAAGUGAGAGGUGUGUAUUCUGCCUGAACCUGCUCAGGCAGUUGUCCAGACUCGCAAAUUAAAUGAAGCCUGGCAGCUCCUCUGGAGAGAUGCUGUAAGGUGAGUUCUUCCUACCCCAUUGUUUUUUUCUGUAAUGUGAGCAAUAGUUAAACAACUGCCAACAUUAUUGUAGUCAUGCU
Molecule: messenger RNA, 2707 nt
Organism: Pundamilia nyererei
Lineage: Eukaryota; Metazoa; Chordata; Actinopteri; Cichliformes; Cichlidae
Product: TUB like protein 1
Exons: 10
Coding region: 173-1228 (351 amino acids)
Biological process (GO): protein localization to cilium
Cellular component (GO): cilium
Molecular function (GO): actin filament binding
Source: RefSeq, a predicted model, not a curated record